Lactuca sativa (garden lettuce) is the source of this 1133-nucleotide messenger RNA. RefSeq names its product Integrase-type DNA-binding superfamily protein. The record is from RefSeq and is a predicted model, not a curated record. Gene Ontology annotation, biological process: response to stress; positive regulation of DNA-templated transcription. Gene Ontology annotation, molecular function: DNA-binding transcription factor activity; transcription cis-regulatory region binding. Gene Ontology annotation, cellular component: nucleus. NCBI's taxonomy places the organism in Eukaryota, Viridiplantae, Streptophyta, Magnoliopsida, Asterales, Asteraceae.
CCUUUCACUCCCAUCAUCUAUCUCACUUCACUCACCUCCGAUCUCCUUCUUCAUUCAAAUUAUCCACCAUGGACAACUGCCGUCGAACAACAGCUCCCUUCAAACCAUGGAAGAAAGGCCCCACCAGAGGCAAAGGAGGACCCCAGAACGCCGCCUGUGAGUUCCGCGGCGUCCGUCAAAGAACUUGGGGCAAAUGGGUGGCGGAAAUCAGAGAACCCAAGAAACGAACCAGACUAUGGUUGGGCUCUUUUGCUACAGCGGAAGAAGCUGCCAUGGCUUACGAUGAAGCUGCCAGAAGACUUUAUGGACCUGAUGCUUACCUCAACUUACCCCAUCUUCGAUCCAACUUCAAUCCUCUUAACAAAUCACACAAAUUCAAAUGGUUUUCUUCCAACAAGUUCAUGUCUAUCUUUCCAGCAACCGGUUUGCUUAAUCUUAAUGCGCAACCGAGUGUUCAUGUAAUCCAUCAGAGACUUGAAGAACUGAAGAGAACUCAGGUAUCGUCGUCUUCUUCAUCCAGCUCCAACAGUUCUUCGAUUGUUGAUCAGAUCAGCCAUGAUCAAGUUCAAGUUACUAGCGAGAAUUCGAAAACCCAUCUCAAAGAAAGCGUCCAGAAGCCUCAGAUCGAUCUCAAUGAGUUCCUUCAGCAACUCGGAGUGCUGAAAAAAGAUGAGCAAACGGAUAAAGUUACCAGUGACGAAAGUUAUUGUGGAUUUAAGGAGAUUGAAUUGUCAUCGUCUUCAAAAGCAGUUGUUGAAGAAUCAGAUUUGGGAGAGGAAGAUUUCAACUGGGAUGUGUUGAGUGAGAUACAUGGAUCUCAUGAUGAUUAUAAUAAUCAGAUUUUUGAUGUUCAUGAUCAUGAUCAGGAACUUGUUUUGCCGACCACUAUCUGGAAUUUUUGAAGAUCUUUCUCACUUUCAUAGAGCUUUAAUUCGGUGUAGUAUGAUGAAAUCUAUGGAUGUAGAAAUGGUUUCUUGAGAUGCAUGCAUGCUGGCUGCAUUAGGUAUUGGCUCUCGAUCGAUGCAUACAUGUACAUGCAUGGUGUUAUGCGUCAUGCAUGGGAGAUCAUGCUCAUGCAUGUCUUUAAAUUCAUGUCGUUGUAUAAGGCCAUAUAUAUUAUCGUUUUCGAUUAA